Molecule: messenger RNA, 2943 nt
Organism: Wallemia ichthyophaga EXF-994
Lineage: Eukaryota; Fungi; Basidiomycota; Wallemiomycetes; Wallemiales; Wallemiaceae
Product: Exosome complex exonuclease dis3
Exons: 3
Coding region: 1-2943 (980 amino acids)
Biological process (GO): rRNA catabolic process
Cellular component (GO): nuclear exosome (RNase complex); cytoplasmic exosome (RNase complex)
Molecular function (GO): 3'-5'-RNA exonuclease activity; endonuclease activity; RNA binding
Source: RefSeq, a predicted model, not a curated record
AUGAACUUCAAUAAAUCUGAUAUUUCAAUUUUAAAAAGGCCUUUACAUAAUAGCACUGCUAAUUACAAAUCUUAUAUUAAAAAAUCUAACAAGGGGAAUAUUAUCAAAUUUACUCAGGAGAGAUACUUGCGUGAUGAUAUCCCUUCAGGUAGCUUGGACGAUGAUUUGAAUCCUGGUCAAAACCCAAUCCUAUCUAAAUCCGGUAUCACUACUAGUUCCCUCUUCAAUAAGCCUCAUUACCUUUUGCCUGAUACAAACGUAUUGUUAUCUCAGCUAGACUUGUUGGAUUUAGGUGGCUUUAAAGACGUUAUCAUUUUACAGACUGUUUUAAAUGAAGUUAAACAUCGGUCUCUUCCUCUAUAUUCAAGAUUGUUAUCCAUCAUCAAUGAUCAUGAUAAUAGAUUCUACGUCUUCUACAACGAGUUCUUCUCAGAAACUUCAAAUUUGAACUCUUCUUUCUCUUCCCCUAACGAUAUAAAUGACCAAUCUAUCAGAAUCGCUGCUGCUUGGUACAAUAAUUAUCUACAACACAAAGACGUCAUUUUACUAUCAAAUGAUAAUGAAAACUUAAACCUAGCUAAAAAGGAUAAUAUCAUUGCUUCCGAUAUUCUCUCUUAUGUCAAAGCUUUACCAAAUUCUGAUCAAUUAAUCGAUUUAUUUUCUACAACUCAAUCUUCAAUUUCUACCUCCUCUUCUUCAAACUCCGUUUUAUAUCCUGAUUACUUUCCUCAUUCUUCUUUACAAGCUGGUAUCAAAUCUGGACAUCUUUUUCAAGGUCAAUUUCAAGCUAAUCCAUUCAACUAUUUAGAAGGUUCUGUCAAAAUUCCUAAAUUUACUAAACCCGUUCUACUCAUUGGUAGACAAUCCAUCAAUAGAGCUGUUCAAGAUGAUGUAGUCGUCGUUCAACUUCUUCCAAAAUCCCAAUGGAAAGCUUCUGCUGAUCAAAUUAUUGAUCCCGAUAAUGCUUUGAAAUUUGAUGACGUUGAUCAAGAUUUAGAUCCUACUACUGUUGAAUUUGAAUCUAAACUACAAUCUGAUCAGAUCAAUUCAUCAAUUGAUCAAGCAAAUUCCUUUCAUUCAGAUAUUCAGCCAACUGGUCGUGUAGUGGGAAUAGUAAAACGUCAGUGGAGAUCUUAUGUCUGUCAUUUAGACAAAUCUACCGUGAAUAACUCUUCAGUUCAAUCUCAACAAUCCGUUUUCGUUAGUCCUAUAGAUCGUCGUAUUCCAAAAAUUAAAAUAAGAACUAGACAAGCUGCAAACUUAGUCGACCAAAAGAUUUUGGUUGCAAUCGAUCAAUGGUCAAUAUUAUCACGUUAUCCUCAAGGUCAUUUCAUUAGAGCAUUAGGUAAAGUUCAAUCGAAAGAAGCUGAAAUUGAAAGUUUAUUACUAGAAUAUGAAGUUCCUUACAGAUCUUUUUCCAAAUCUAUUCUCAACUGUUUACCAAAGGAAGGUGAAUCUUGGGUCGUUCCUCCAAAAGAUUCAAAUGACCCAGUGUGGAAAAAUCGAGUUGAUUUAAGAGACGAAAUUGUUUGUUCAAUUGAUCCACCAGGUUGUACUGACAUUGACGACGCUUUACAUGCUAAAUACUUACCAAAUGGUAAUAUUGAAGCGGGUGUCCAUAUUGCUGAUGUUUCACACUUCGUCAAACCUGAUAAUACAAUGGAUCUAGAAGCCGCAUCAAGAGGUACAACCGUUUACUUGGUUGAUAAGAGAAUUGACAUGCUUCCUUCAUUACUCGGUACAAAUUUAUGCUCUUUACGUCCAAACGUCGAAAGAUUGGCAUUUAGUGUGACAUGGGAGUUAAACCAAAAUGCUGAAAUUGUUAAUGUCAAAUUUAACAAAUCAGUAAUUGCUUCAAAAGCAGCAUUCACUUAUGAAGAAGCUCAAUUAAGAAAAGAUGAUAAAUCUUUGAAUGAUUCCCUCACAGUUUCAAUUAGAUUAUUGAACGAUAUCGCCAUCAAGUUGAAAAAGCAAAGAAUUGAUAGAGGUGCUCUUGAUUUGGCUUCACCUGAAGUUAAAAUUCAUCUAGAUAGUUCUGAAUCUUCUGAACCAAUAGACGUAGAACAAAAACAAGUCAAAGAAACCAACAAACUUGUCGAAGAAUUCAUGCUGUUGGCUAAUUGCAGUGUAGCUGCAAAGAUUAAUGAAACGUUUCCUGGUACUGCUGUUCUAAGACGACACCUUCCCCCACCGAAGCAAAACUUUGAAGCUUUGCAGGACAUACUAUCAAAAAGAAAAGGUAUUAAUUUAGAUGUUUCAUCCUCAGGUGCAUUAGCUAGAUCAUUAGAUAAUUGCAUUGAUAAAGAUGAAAAGUCAUUUAACACUCUAGUCAGAAUUAUGGCAACACGCUGUAUGUUAUCUGCCGAGUAUUUCUGUAGUGGUAGUCAUAGUAAAGAAACAUUUUCACACUAUGGUUUAGCUGCUCCGAUUUAUACUCAUUUCACGAGUCCUAUUAGAAGAUACGCCGACGUUUUGGCUCAUCGUCAAUUGGCGUCUGCGAUCAAUCAUACACCUUUACAUGGUUCUCUGCACAAUAAGUCUUUCGUUGAAGGUAUUAUGGAAAACAUUAAUAAAAGACAUCGUCUUGGUCAACAAGCUGGCAGAGCAUCAAUCGAAUUCUACGUUGCACUUGCAAUUAAAGCUCGUAAUGAUCGUAAAGGCGAAUGUGUCAGAGAAAAAGCACAUGUAAUCAGAACUUUUAGGAAUGGUUUAGCGGUUUAUGUACCCAAUUUGGGCCUGGAAGGUAUUAUUACAUUCAAAAAGGCUAUUAAUUUUAUAGCCGAAGAAUACAAGAUCGUAGUUGAGGAUUCUCAAUCCAAAUCACACACCAUCAGUCUUUUCGAUUUGGUAGACGUAGAGAUUUUUGUUGAAAACGAUAGGAACACCCAAAGAGGUAAAGUCAGGAUGGUGCUGAGGUCUCCCCUGGACUCUGAAAGUUUAUAA